GCGAUUAAUUCGAAUAAUACGUAAAUAGUAACUAAUAACUAUACAGAACGUCAAGCACUACUACACAGUACAUACCACUAUUUUGUGCUACGAAUUACAACUACAACUACUGAGUCUUGACUGCUGGGUAGUUUUUAUUUGAUUAGCGUAUUAGAAUUCGUGAAAUUCAACUCUAAAGUUGUUACCUAUUAAUGCGUGGUUACCAAGAAUCUGAAUUCUCGUAAUGUCGUCAAUCAUGAUGGAUGAUAGUGGAAUAGACAGUGAUACUACAAAGCGUCAUAAAACUACUACCGAAGAAAAUGACAGAAACAGUGACGAGGACAGCAACACAAGUGAUUGUUCGAUGAGAGUUACAAAACCUUCUUUUUUUCAGAAAAAAUUGGAACAAUAUGCUAAACCUGGCUUGAUGGAGUACAACCAAAUGGCUGUACCAACCAGCAAAUCGUCCAAGAUAGAUAAAUUACCGGUGUUAGUAGAUUGGGAUUCAUCUGACAGUGAAAUGGAAAUACGUUUUUUUCCUGGACCAAAGGCUAGGCAAACAUUAAGCGAUACUUUCAGUCUACAAGAAUUUCAUGGAUCUAUAGAAUCUGAGGACUUAGAUUUGAUACCACCACAACAUACAACUAAAACGGAUAAUCAAUGUUGCAGUUUGGUUUUGCAGAGGUGUACAAUUCUUUGAGAUCUUUUAAUAAUUUUAAUUUACCCAACAUAACUUCCACAAAAAUAUAUGACAUACAUUUUAUAUAAAAUAAAUCAAACCUACCUACCAAUGAGUGUUGUGUUUACCAGCUAUAGUAAUAUUGACUGAUGUUAGAAGCUGCAAUGACCGAUGCUGAUAUCGUUUAUGAAUGUUUUAUUAAUGUGUUUUUUUCUGUUAUGUCAAUAAAUAUUGUUAUUUAUUU
This is a messenger RNA of Myzus persicae (green peach aphid), 902 nucleotides long. RefSeq lists its product as uncharacterized. Bases 224 to 679 code for a protein of 151 amino acids. NCBI's taxonomy places the organism in Eukaryota, Metazoa, Arthropoda, Insecta, Hemiptera, Aphididae. The transcript has 5 exons. The record is from RefSeq and is a predicted model, not a curated record.